AAACAAACGCCGCAGCCCCCGGGACACCACCACGCAGGCAGGCACAGGAGACAAAGGCAGCGCGGGGCGCAAAGGGGGGCAAAGCAAAAGAGACAACAGGGACAGCAGCGGAACCACGACCACACCAGCGCGCCCGGCGCCCCGGGCGCCCCGACGGACCGCGCGGAGCGCCGCACAGGAAGGAAAACGGCCACCGGCACCCGGGACCCCAGCCCCGCCAGCGGGGGGAAGGCCGGCCGGCCGACGCGCGCGGCACGCAGCACGACAGCAAGCAACGCCGCCCGGGCGGCGGGCACCGGCCCACCGGCCCGCAAAAGAGCGGCGAGCACCCCGAGGCGGAAAAAACCCGGACGAAACCCGGACAACCCGAAGAACGGCAGACCAAGCGCGAACCGACCCGGGCGGGCAAAAGGGCGGGAACGCGCGGGAGCGGCACAACGGAAGCAGCAGCGCGCGGCGAAGAACCGCGAGGAAACGGGGCAAGCCGGAGGCCGCGCAAACCACAGGACCGAAACAGCACGCCGCAAAAGGACAAAGGACCGGCGCCGCGCCGCCGAGGCGGGGAACCGCAACAGCCGCAGCCGCCGGGACCGCAGCGCGGCCGGCGACACCAGCAAGCACGCCAGCCGCCGCACCCGGCGGGAAACCACCGGCAACAGCACCGGCACGGCCCGCGCGGGGGGCACGGCAGACCGCGCGGACAGAAACCAGGGCAGCGACAGCAAGAACGGCAAAGCCCGCACCGCGCCGCGACCCCAAGGGGGCCCGCAAGGCGCAGGGCGCGGCCCCCGCCGCGGCAGGCGCGACCGGCGGCCCCGGGGGCACAGAAGCCGCCGGCAGGGACGGCAAGGCCACGGCGGGGCCGACGACAGCCAGCGGCGCAGCGCCACCAAGGCCAGCGCCACGGCGACCCACGCCAGCCGGACAAACGGCAGCACGGAAAGAAAAGCCGGGCGCCAACGGAACGGCCGGAAACGCAACGGCGAGAAAGCGGAAAGAAGAAGAAGGGGACAAAAAAAGCGCACCACACCGAGCCAGAACGGCACCCGCAACAGAGACGGCGGCCCAGGGCAAACCGCCCCGCACAGCCGGAACCGAGGCAGCAGAGGGGACCAAACCCGCGCCGACAACAGAGACAGCAAACAGAGCACAAAGACAGCCGGCGGCCACCGCAAAAACAGCGCCCGGCGACGGCCAGCCCGCGCGCCCACGGCGGCCGAAACCCGCAGCCACGCCGGCAGCACCGCCCGGCGGGACGAGGGCAACAGCCGCCGCGAGGGGGCACCGGCAAAAAGCCGCAACAAACGGCAAGAGAGCCAGAACGCCGCCGCCCGGCGACGCACCCACACCCGAAGCCGGGAACACAGGACACCCGGCCGCAGCAAGCGCCACGGGCGCCCCAGCCCCCAGAGAAGGCAGGACAAGAGCCGCCGGAGGACGGACAAAGCCCGCCAGAACCGGGCCCCAGCCGACCGGACGGACCGCCGCCACAGACACGCGCCCACGCGCGCCCGCCGCGCGGCCACGGCCAACCGCCGGGCCCGCCCCACGCGGACCAACCGCAAGGCGGGGGGCGACAGAGCCGGCGCCGGGGCGGCACCCAGCCGCGGGAACGCACGACCCCAAGCCAGCAGAGAGGCGGCCGCCCGCACAGCAGGCAAAACAGCACGCAAAACCCAGCGGGGCAACACGGCAG
This is a messenger RNA of Notothenia coriiceps (black rockcod), 1696 nucleotides long. The record is from RefSeq and is a predicted model, not a curated record. NCBI's taxonomy places the organism in Eukaryota, Metazoa, Chordata, Actinopteri, Perciformes, Nototheniidae.